AUGCCCAAAAUGAACACCAAAAUCAUAAUCCUCUUCCUCUUGCUCACUCUGUUCAUUCCCCACCUCUGUUUUUCUGUACAAACAGACACUCUCACACCCAACACAACCCUCCGAGACCCCGACUCGAUUGUCUCCAGCCGCAACAUCUUCAAGCUCGGCUUCUUCACACCCGAAAACACCACUAACCGUUACUUAGCCGUCUUCUACACCUUCUCCCCACAAACCGCCGUCUGGGUCGCGAACCGCGACCGGCCCCUCAACGACACCUCCGGCUCCCUCACCUUCUCCGAAAACGGCAACCUCGUUCUUCUUGACUCCCGAGGUCAAACUGUAUGGACAACGAACGUCACCUCCCGAGCCAACACCACCCUUCGCAUUCUCGACAACGGAAACCUCGUCCUCCGGGAAGAAGCCUCCACCCUAUGGGAAUCCUUCUCCCGACCAACCGACGUCUUCCUCCCCACCAUGAGAAUAGUCGACGACCCGAGCACGGGCCACAAGGUUGUCGUCUCGUCUUGGAAGAACGAGUCGGACCCGGGAACGGGCCUCUUCACCGCGGGCCUCGAGGCCCGGCCCGUACCCCAGAUCGUGACGUGGAGGAAAGACGGGCGGCCCUACUGGCGGAGCGGGCCGUGGAAUGGGCAGAUACUUAUCGGGGUUCGGGACAUGUACUCGCCGUACCUCGAUGGGUUCAGCGUGGUGCAGGGCAGCGGGGGAGGAGUCUAUUUCACGGCCCCGGAGGCUCGGUUUUUCAUGAGGAUCACGUUGGAAUCGUCCGGGAGGCUCGUGCAGACGCUGUGGAACGACGGGACUGGGAGAUGGGACGUGACGUGGGCGGCCCCACAGAACGAGUGUGACGUGUACGGGGCGUGUGGGCCCCACGGGAGCUGCGACUCGAGGGGUUCGCCUGUUUGUUCUUGUCUGAGAGGGUUCGAGCCGGCGAAUGCGGACGAGUGGGCGCGCGGGAAUUUUACAGGAGGGUGUCGGAGGAGAAUGGCGUUAGCGUGUAGUAAUGCAGGGCAAGAUGGUUUCUUGAGGUUGCGGUUUAUGAAGGUGCCGGAUUUUGUCGAGCUGUUUCCUUCCCGGGACGAGGACGAUUGCAGGAGGAGGUGUUUGGCGAACUGCACGUGCGUUGCGUACGCGCACGAUUCGAAUAUCGGAUGCAUGUUUUGGAGGGACAGUUUGAUCGAUGUGCAGGUGUUCAAUGGUGUUGGUUCCGAUCUAUACAUUCGCCUGCCGGCUUCGGAAUUAGGUACGUCUUUUAUUUGCUUUGUCGUAAAUAAGGCUAUUGUUGGUAAUGAUCGAUACAUAACCGAGCAUGAUGGGUACCGAUCUUGCAUUUCACGUAUUUCAGGGGAGAAAACGAGAAGCGUCAAAAGGGUAUUCGGGUCCGGGCGUAAAUAUGCAGCCGAUUCGACGAAACUUAUACUCAAGGAUGAAUUAGAGAAAGUCAACAUUGAGGAGCUGCCGUUGUUCACUUUCGACACUCUUGCAACUGCAACCGAUGGGUUUAACGAUAACAAUCUACUCGGGAAGGGUGGUUUUGGUCCUGUUUACAAGGGAAGUUUGGUGAAUGGUAAAGAAAUUGCUGUGAAGAGACUCUCGGCAGCAUCUGGACAGGGGAUGGAAGAAUUCAUGAAUGAAGUGAUUGUGAUCUCAAAGCUUCAGCACAGAAACCUCGUGCGGUUGUUAGGUUGCUGUGCGGAAAGAGAAGAGAAGAUGCUCGUUUAUGAAUACAUGCCGAAUAAAAGCUUGGAUUUUUGUCUCUUCGAUCCUACGCAUGCGUCUCGAAAGGUUUUAGAUUGGAAGAAGCGUUUUAGUAUUAUGGAAGGUAUCGGGAGGGGACUCUUAUAUCUCCAUAGAGACUCUAGGCUUAAGAUAAUCCAUCGGGACCUAAAACCGAGCAAUGUGUUGCUCGACGAGGAAUGGAACCCGAAAAUAUCAGAUUUUGGCAUGGCUAGAAUAUUCGGAGGCAAUCAAGAUCAUGGAAAUACUGCAAGAGUAGUCGGAACAUAUGGAUAUAUGGCGCCUGAAUACGCAAUGGAAGGCCGAUUUUCAGAAAAAUCGGAUGUCUAUAGCUAUGGCGUGCUCAUGCUAGAGAUCAUAAAAGGGAAAAAGAACACGAGUUAUUACAAUGGAGAAUGGUCUUUGAGCCUUAUAGGAACCGCGUGGAAAAUGUGGAACGAACAAAAUGGCUUGGCAUUUGUGGACGACAUGAUAGCCAGCUCCGAUUUGGGGUCGGAUAUUGUGAGGUGCAUUCAGAUUGCGCUCUUGUGCGUGCAAGAAUUUCCUGUGGAUAGGCCCACAAUACAAACUGUGAUCUCCAUGCUCAAGCAUGAGAUCGUGGACCUGCCGGUGCCCGAGCAGCCUGUCUUUGCCGAGAAAUGGCACGACCACGCCAUAGCGGCCUCGUCAGUCGUCAAUCACCCACCUCUAUCACUGUCCGGUCCCUAUUUCUCGCCCCUCUCAGUUUCUAGCCCGCUACCGUCGCCGGCCUGCUCCGUGUCUGUCCCGUCCCUAUCUCUCGUCCUCCUCCGUCGUCGGACCAACUCCGUCGAAGCUUUCAAUGGUCGUCGGAGCUCCGGGCAUGGAGUGGUCGAGCAGCCGUGUGCGUCAAUGGCGGGUUUCGGCAGCAGCUUUUCGGACGUGGUUAGAAACUCCUUGUGGUUCUCCGUCGUCUCAGGCAUCUCCCGGAUGGUCGAGAAGCGGCCGUAA
Striga hermonthica is the source of this 2715-nucleotide messenger RNA. The record is from the annotation of a GenBank genome assembly. Lineage: Eukaryota; Viridiplantae; Streptophyta; Magnoliopsida; Lamiales; Orobanchaceae.